Molecule: messenger RNA, 5826 nt
Organism: Schizosaccharomyces japonicus yFS275
Lineage: Eukaryota; Fungi; Ascomycota; Schizosaccharomycetes; Schizosaccharomycetales; Schizosaccharomycetaceae
Product: oxalyl-CoA decarboxylase
Exons: 4
Coding region: 393-2108 (571 amino acids)
Cellular component (GO): peroxisome; cytoplasm
Molecular function (GO): 2-hydroxyacyl-CoA lyase activity; thiamine pyrophosphate binding; magnesium ion binding
Source: RefSeq, a predicted model, not a curated record
UUUAUGAAUAUGAUGUACUACUUACUAUACUUUGAUAAUUUAGAUUAUCAUGAUGUACAUCCUAGCUUAGUUACCCCUAUUUGAUAUAUGUGUGUAUCGUCUAUGUGCUGUAACAAUGCUCGGUCUCAUCUAACGGAUCUAAACGAUCUUGAGUAAUUGCUGAAUAGUAUUGCGAAUUCUCUUAUCCUAUACUAACCCAUCGGUGUACAUUUUGUUAUUCGACCACGCCCAAUAAAUGGGAGCAAAAAUCCUCGAAUUACGCAUAUUCUUUUAAGUGAACUUCUCGUUUUUUCCUGUUCUCGGUAAAGAAUAAAACAUUUUCCCUUAAACGUCGCUUUCUUGGAAUAUAGAAUACCGGUCAUUUACGGUUUUUGUUCGUCCUUUGUUUAACUAUGAAGAAGACAUGUUCGGAGGUUAUUGCUGAAACUCUUGUUUCGCUACAAGUAAAGUACGUUUUUGGAAUUGUUGGUAUUCCGGUUAUCCAAGUAGCUGAGGCAAUUCGAGAUGCUGGCAUUCACUUCGUCUCUUUUCGUAAUGAACAAAGUGCAGCUUAUGCCGCUACUGCAUAUGCAUAUUUAACCAAAAAACCGGCUUUUUGUUUGGUCGUUGGCGGCCCCGGUGUUAUCCAUGCUAUGGCAGGUGUAUUUAAUGCAAACAAUAAUAGGUGGCCACUUGUGCUACUUGCUGGAUCUUCAGAGACAAGUUUGCGUCAUAUGGGUGCUUUUCAGGAAUUUGAUCAGGUCUCAUUUUUGACUCCGCAUACCAAAUUUGCAGCAAGGCCACCUUCAAUUCAGCUGCUCCCUUCGUACAUUCAACGUGCGUAUCGUGUGUCACAUUUUGGUACUCCAGGAACUGCUUAUGUCGACCUCCCGGCGGACCUUAUUGAAUCCAGUACAGCAAGUGAGGAUAUUUGCAUUCCUUCACCAAGCAACAUUCUGGAUUCUCCAGUUGUUAAUGCAGCAGAGGAUGUGCUCAACAAGGUCGCAGAUAUCCUGAUCCAUGCAAAAGCUCCACUGAUUGUAGUUGGAAAAGGUGUUGCGUAUUCAAAGGCUGAAGAUGCCGUUUACAAUCUUGUCGAGAAAAGCGGGAUUCCAUUCCUACCAACUCCUAUGGGAAAAGGAUGUAUUCCAGAAACACACCCUCUUAAUGCAUCUGCUGCACGAUCCUCUGCCCUCAAAUCUGCAGAUGUGGUUAUCUUGCUUGGUGCUCGGUUGAACUGGCUGCUUCACUUUGGGAAACAGCCUCGUUGGUCCCAAACUGUCCGCUUUAUCCAAGUUGAUACUUGUGCAGAGGAACUUGGAAAUAAUACAUCACUUGGCUCAACAUUCGUUUGGGCUGACAUAGCGUGUUUUGCAAAUCAAUUGAGCACACUUUUGGAAAAGAAAGGUUAUAAGCGCUCUCCUUCUGUUGCGCAAUACGUUAACUCACUAGCAGCUGUGAGGAAAAAGAAUGAACAAAAGGCACUUAAUCAAUUGCAAAGUUCAACUCCCCUCCGCAUGAAUUAUUCUCUACACGUUAUGAACGAAGUAUUAACGUUGCUUUCUAAAAACAGUUCUACACCUGUAACGUGGGUCUCGGAAGGUGCUAAUACAAUGGAUAGGAGCCGUUUGCUUUUACAUGUGUCUCAUGCAAGGGGUCGAUUGGAUGCUGGAACCACGUCUACCAUGGGAUUAGGAAUGGGUUAUUCUAUCGCUACCGCUUUGGCAAAUCCAAACCACCGGGUCGUGUCAGUGUUUGGUGACAGUGCUUUUGGAUUCAGUGCUAUGGAGGUUGAAACUGCUAUUCGUAAUAAGCUCAACAUUAUUAUUAUCAUCCUCAACAACAACGGAAUAUAUCACGGGCUUGAUGCUGAUUCUUAUAAAGACUUAGAAGAAAAGAAUCAGCUUCCGACAACGGCAUUAAGUGUAGCAACGCGUUAUGAUGCCAUAUGUCAAGCUUGUGGCGGUCAAGGUUUUUUCGUCCAAACGGAGCAAGAGCUUAAAGAUGCUUUGACAACAGCUUGGAAAACUAAUAACGUUUCCCUUAUCAAUGUUAUGAUUGAUCCUGAAAGCAAAAUGAAAUUGAUAUUUAACUGGAUGCAAGAAACAAAGAAACCAGUGAAAUUGUAAUUAUUAAUUGUACUAUUGCCAUUAUUAUGAAUAUUAAUAUGUUUCAUUAGCAAUCAUGAUCAUAUGUCGUCUCAAAGUUUGGAGAUAUAAAAAGCUAGCUUGCGUUACAUUCUGGAAUAAGCAUCAAGAACAUCUGAUAAUAGCAAAGAUCCGAUAUCUGAGUAUUUACCUUGUGCAAUGGGUAAUGCUCCAGGUAGACUUCCAUUGUUGAUCUUUGGUUGAAUGCUUAAUAUUCUGCAUAGAAGGUUGUAUAUUUCAACAUUUGCGAACGGGGAUAAUUGCUGUCUUGGAUGUAACUUAUGGAAUGAUGGACCCGAGGCCACAAACAAGGCUCGCAUUAACGGUGACCUGUUGUCAUAACCAUGAACACCUUUAGGGUCAUAGUCAAUUUCUGGUGAAUGAUCAAGGCUGGAAACAACAGACCAACCAGGCUGAGGCACAAUCCAGUUAGGGGCGAUGCGAUCAUUAGCUGAAUAAUGCCAUCUUUCAAGCAUGGUUUCCCGCGAAUAGUAUGACCAUGGGUAUCCAUUACUAGGUGCGUUUUUUCGCAGAUCAGUUGCUAUUCCAAUAUCGUCUUCGUUGUCAAAUCCACGAUAACCAGCCAAGGGCCAACCGUCUCGGUAUUGGACCUGAGAAAUGUUCAUGACAUCGUCCAUCCAUAUCAAGCGAGAAUUGGAAGUCGGUGCCAUACCGUGAUCACUGACGAAGACGAUGUUGAGAAUCUCCUUCAAAUUUCUUUUCUGAUAGACCUCGUGCAGAAACGUAGAAAGAGAGUCAUCGACUAUUCUGAGUGUGGAGUUCAGUUCAAAUGAUUCUGGACCGAAUGCAUGGCCCACGGAAUCGAUAUGAGGGAUAUACAAAAGCAGAAGCUGAGGACGUGUCUCAUCGGGCAAGUCCAACCAAUUUAUUACAUCCUGGAAUUUUCGGUCAAGUCCCAUACUACCAUUGUAGGGUGUGUAGAAUGUCGGUUUAAGACCAUUAUUUUCUACUUCUGAACCAGGCCACAUGUGAACAGCACUUCUUAUACCAUUGCGUUCAGCAUUGAUCCAAAUUGGUUCGGAAUGCGACCACCAUUCCGGAUCAUGGUUGCAGUCUGGUCUAGUAUUAACAAAAUCUUUGUCUGAAGAUCCGUCAUGGAAGUUGUUACUGACUAUUCCAUGGACUUCUGGGUAAUCACCUGUUACUAAGGUGUAAUGAUUUGGAAAAGUCAUUGUAGGAAAAGAAGGAAUCAAAUAUGGAGCUUGAAUUCCAUUUUGUGAUAUGUUGAAUAGCGUCGGUGUCAAAUUUCGAUAUAAGUAAUCUGCUCGAAAUCCGUCAAAAGAAACGAGCAAAACUGUCGGCUUAAAUGUGUUUGUUCCAUUACUCAAAACCUCUCCUCUAAACGGAAAGUAUAGUAGCGUUGUUGUAAAGCGAGAACACAACCAAUAUCCGCACCCUAUAACUAGAGCUACGCAAGCGAAAUAGAACCUUCCCAAAUACCAAUGCGCGUCCCUUCUUUGAUGGUGCACGUUUGGGAUUCCAUAGUUACCAAAUAAACGAAAAAUAGACAGCAUAGCCUUUUUUCAGCGACACUUGUAGGUGACUGAUUGAAUCGUAUUAAAUGUUAUUCAUUACUCUGCUUCACCUAUUAGACAAAAAACGAAAGUAUUAAAGUGAAGAAGAACAAAACUUGCUCAAUGAGAAACAACUCUUGGCUUCAUGGCGUUCUAUAAUUUGCCGAUACGUAACGGCAAAAGACUUUAAAAUCUCCUUGUUGCACGUACAUAAUGCACCCAGAUUAGAAUAAUGGAACACGGAGAGUAAUGGGAUACUGAGAAAUGAUCCUUGUUCGUUUGUCGAAACAAAACACCGUGUUCCAGAAAAGGUAAUCGGUGAAAUAUCAGUACACGUACUACUUUUCUGGGUGCUUUGCGUUGUGCUAGAGUCCAUGCUUUGGCACUUCUGCAAGGCAACAGCAUCUCCUUGCAAUUCUUCAAAAGUAUUCUCACACAUGUGUUUAUAAUUCGGAACUUUGAAAUAAUCAAGUGCUUCAGGGUCCAUUGUCUUUGGAACAAAGGGGCCCGUAUUGGUAAGGAUGCUAGACCAUUCAAAGUCCUUAAAGAAACUAAGAUUUUGGAUUUGUAUAAACCCUGCAACACCAAGUCGCUUGCAAGGGUUCUUAUCCAGCAACUGUGUUACCAUCUCAAUUGCUUCUUUAGAGCAGGCGUCCUUGUUCUUCGGCCACAUAAUUGGUUGAUUAACAAUGUUGUUGAAGAGAUCAUUUACAUUUUCUGCAACAAACGGAGGACGGCCAAAAAGCAUUUCAAACAUGACGCACCCAAGAGCCCACCAGUCAACCAUUUCUGUGGUAAUAUCUCCUUCAAUUGCUUCUGGUGAAAGAUAGCUCGGUGUACCUGCAACUCGAGUUCGGUGUUUUUGACAACUGUCAGUAAGAAUGCUACAGUCAAGAAGACUGUAAAUAGCUUCGUCGGCACAUUUAAUGUGCACAUUUUCGAGACGGCAGCACAAGUCACUUUUCUUGGUACUAUUGGUGAUAUCGACAGAACGACUUCUGGUAUGGCUUCUUAUAAAUGUGCUUUUGUGUUUAUAGUCUGUAUUUGUACCCAAGAACGUACUGAGGCCAAAAUCCGUUAACUUCAUAUGACCUUCGCUGUCAAUUAGUAUGUUUGAGGGCUUUAUGUCAUGGUGUAUAAUACCAUGUUCGUGGAUGUUUGCUACAGCAUAGCACAGCUGUGCCAUAUAAUAACGGACCCAAUCUUCAGGUAAUGCUCCCAAGUUUGAUAAUAGGGAAAAGCAAUCACCACCGUUCAUGUAUUCUAAAACGUAACAUAUAAACGAUUUGCUUUCAAAAGCAUAGAACAAUUUCACAAUACUUGAGGACAGCUGAUACAUCUUCGUUAUAUUACGUUCAUUGAUGACAUUUUUCAGUGUGUUCGCAUUCGUGAGAUCAGCCUUCCUGACUAUUUUAAUAGCGAAAAGCACGUCUGUACUUUUCUUUUUUGCGAGGAAGACAGAUCCAAAAGCACCUCUGUUGAUUGUUUUUAUAACCUGAAAGUCCUGAAUGCACGGUUGUGGAAAUUUGCUAAGCACCAAAUCUUCUAGCUUCGGAAGCGCUAGGGACCAUACUAAAGACUGAAUCGUAUCAGAGCAAGAAUUUUCGGCAACAAUUUUUGAAAGAGCGUAGACGGACAAAUCGUCCAAGAAAGCACGCUCUGUGUGUGCACGAUUAUUUUUCAAGCGCACACAUGUUCUUGAAUGAUUGAAAGCAAGGGUACAACUAGUGUCAGAAAAACUUCGUUGAAAUGGACAUCUCUUCUUCAUAGAUUGUGAAAGUCCGCUUCUUUUAAAAGAAUUUUGGGGGACGUAGGAACAGCUUUUGCUCAUUGUUCCUUUAGUAUUCGUGUUUUCAAGAAUGUUGAUCGACUGAUAGAACUUCCUUGAAUGUGUAUGAUAACUGAGAUUGGAAGGAAUGAAUUCGAUACUGCGUAAGGAAGCAAAGUGCCGAAUCUUAAAGUCCGUAUCUUGGAGAACCAAACCGAAAAGCUUAACAUUAUUCUUCAUACGAAGCAAUGCUUCGUUCUUUUUCGUUAUGGAGUGUCGUAUAUCAUGGAGCAUUUUAGAUAGAUCGGACUUCACCUUGCACUUAAAAUCCCAUACAAGACUCUUCUGGAGCAACAUACUCAUGAUUUUUUCGUUAUUCGAAGGAUCUGGAAAGUAU